AUGGUUUACAGAAACGUUGUCUGGACAGCACUUUACGAACCUAUACUAAAAGAAAGAGACAGUAGAUUGGAGAAGAGACUAGCAGGGGCAGGAGUUCAUGUGGAUAUUGAGCACAGUUACCUUUUACAUAGACCUGAUCAGGUUACAGUUGCUGGAGUCGGUGCUCGAGGUAUUGGAUCUGUCACACAUUUCAUGGAGUGUUGUAAGUCCAACCCUGGAGAUUCUAUAGGGAAACCUAUAGAUCCACCUAGAUACUUGAAUAAUCCAACCACGUGGCCAACCUCACAUUCUCUACCUCAGCUCAGAUUGUAUCGGAAACCAGUAAAAGCAGAUGGGUCAGUGGUAGACUGGGCUAAAGAAAUCCGAGCAUCUUGGAAGUUUGGAGAGGACGGAGGAUAUCAGAAUCUCAGAAAGCCAAUUCGACUGCCUUACGCUAACCAACCUUGGAGCCAAAACAAGGCACAUCUAAAGGCCUGGCAACGAGGAAAUACUGGUUUCCCACUUGUUGAUGCGUCAAUGCGUCAGUUAUGGAAGAUAGGAUGGAUGAACAAUUAUAUGCGUCAUGUUGUAGCAUCAUUCCUAAUCUCAUAUUUGAGAAUAUCAUGGAUAGAAGGAUACAAUUGGUUCCAGGACACACUACUGGAUGCGGAUGUUGCUAUUAACGCUAUGAUGUGGCAGAACGGGGGCAUGUCAGGAUUGGAUCAAUGGAAUUUUGUGAUGCACCCGGUUGAUGCAGCCUUCACUUGUGAUCCCCAAGGAGAGUUUGUAAGAACAUGGAUUCCCGAGCUAGCCGGUCUUCCUGAUAAAUUAAUUCACCAGCCUUGGAAAUGUCCGAAAGGAGUUCUUUCGCGAGCAGGUGUUAGAUUAGGGGAGAACUAUCCUAAUAGGAUAAUUGAGAACUUGGAGGACGCCAGAGAACAGUCUCUUCAAGAUGUAACAGAAGUGAGAAGAAAACACUCGAGGGGGUUUAUAGAUCCCCAACAUGGCAGGGAUAUGACGGGUAUUCCCUGCACGCUGCUGGGUAUUAACGGUGUAAAACAGAACAGUAUUCUCAUGGUACCUCUAAUAACAAGAAAGGAGUUUAUAUAUCGGACUGGGUGCCCAGAUGCCAAGGAUAAUCCAUACAACGCAGUUCUCAAAGGUUAUGUCGGACGAGCUAGAGACGAGGAGAUUGAAAGAACGAACAAAGUUGACUUUACAGCGAGUACUAUGCUAGAGUUUAAGGAAAGGAAAGCUCGCUUGGAUAAAUUGAAUGGUGUGGUGGAGGAAGAUGAAGGGAGGCGGGGAGGCAGACGAGGGGGCGGGAUACAGCGUAGGACUAAAACCCAUGACAAAUUUACGAAAGUGUGAAGUUAAUGGUCCGGUUUCUCUGAAAUUUUAUUUAUAUGAUCGCCUGUGAUAUUAACAGUAAGUUGUAUGUUCGUUUUUUCUUGUUAAAUUUUUAACAUUAUCAUGUUGCGUAAUUGCAGAUUAUCAAAUAAUGAUCGGGGAUUAGGUGAUCACUGGAUAUAAUGGAUAGCUAAUUAAGAAUGAGGAAGUUGGUAUGCUAGUGGAGGGAGGGUUGAAACAAUAUCCUUGGAAUAGAGCUUGGAAUAUCCAAACUACUCAAACUUACAGCUUACCUAACCUAGGAUACCAGACAUAAACAGCAUCGAAGGAUUUAGUCGUUAACCAUUAUUACAGAUUUUUUAUCAUUUCAUCCGUGUUUUGGGGCGCAAGCAAGCCAAUUCUUUAGUUAUAACUAGACAAUAAACAACUUCCUUUAUGUUGAUUUUUAUGAAAGAUUCAGUAAUUGUCAAGAUUCUGAUUUAUUGAUGUUAUUAUUGGCAUUCAGGGUUGGGAAAAGAAUGAUAAUAAUUCGUUCUCCUUAUAUGAAUUUUGAUUAAUUUGGAUCAAAACAUAAUUUUCCUAAGUUUUCACUGGAAACCAAUUAAACACACCGCUACAGAUAAUUAGUUUAAGGGAUCGUUCACUGAUUUGGGUAAUUUCAUGGUAAACUAAACAGCCCAUUAGCUGUUAACUGGUAUUUGUCUUACUUUUUAAAGAUGCCUGUGGCCGGAGAAAAAGCCGAUUUUCCGUUCAGAAGGGACAGUCCCUUUGCCCUCGAAUUCUGAACGAAUAAUCGUCUUUUUCUCCGGCCACAGUUGACUUUGAAAAUUAGGACCAAUACUAAUCAAUAGCUAAUACGCUAUUCAGUUUACCCCGAAAUUACCCAAAUAGUAGACGAUCCUUUAAAAUCAUAUUGUCAUAAAUUUUCCAUCGGGUAAAUGUUGGACUGACAAAUAUUCUUUGAUUUGUAUAAAGAAACUGUGUGAAAUCUACCUGGUAACUAAUUGAAAUUUCAGA
Eurytemora carolleeae is the source of this 2346-nucleotide messenger RNA. Its product is annotated as deoxyribodipyrimidine photo-lyase. Gene Ontology annotation, cellular component: cytoplasm; nucleus. The transcript is spliced from 15 exons. The record is from RefSeq and is a predicted model, not a curated record. Gene Ontology annotation, molecular function: DNA binding; FAD binding. Gene Ontology annotation, biological process: entrainment of circadian clock by photoperiod; circadian regulation of gene expression. The coding region runs from base 1 to 1350 and encodes 449 amino acids. Lineage: Eukaryota; Metazoa; Arthropoda; Copepoda; Calanoida; Temoridae.